AUGGCGUCAGUCUACGAACGAAUAACUAACGCACUGUCGUCGCUGGGAAAGCGUCGAGAAAGAGACAAUGGUGCUGAAAAUGGCGGCCGGAGCUUUUACACAACAGGGGACGGCCACGGCCGCGCUCCCAAGCGCUUCCGGCCCUGGGAGCAGUCCGACCUGCAUCGCCGGCUUGAAACAUAUAAGCCUCUGACAUGGUUUUCAAAGCCUGAUACAGUUGGACCGGUGCCAUGCGCGCUGCGGGGUUGGAUAAAUGAUGCCGUCGACAGCCUUUGCUGCGAGCAUUGCAACGCAAAGCUUGUUUACCCGCCAAACGUCUCCUAUGACCAACGCCAGGCGGCAGCAGACCUCUUCUCACCCUCCCUGACCACCAAGCACAACGCCUCGUGCCCCUGGCGCCAAACUCAGUGCAACCCCUCGUUGCUGGCCUACAUCCCCAACACCACGAACGACGAGCUGUGCCAGGUCUUCCAAACGCUCCAGGGAAAGCUCCUCAAGGUGGAUGUCUUGCCGGAGAUCGACGCAAUCGCGAUUCAGGCUUUACGGGGCGCUGCAGCGCCGUACGGGUCGUACGACGACCUAGUCAUGCUGGGAAUUGAUGGCGGCGCCGUCGGCGGCACCGGCACGCCGACGCCGCGUAAGCGCACGGUGGUUCGCAUCACGGACGUGACAGAGGGGUCUGACGGCGGCGCCGCAGCCGCCGCCGGGAUGGCGGCGGUCGGGUCGCCCUUGUUCUCGGAUGGGGAACAGUUUUCAGCCGGCGGCGGCGCCGCAGCCUCGCCAACUUACAUCUUACAGCCGUCAAAAAUGACGCCGCAGCAGAAGGCUCGGCUGCUGGCUCUAAUGGGCUGGGACAUUGACGUGCUACAGCCGGACUCCGCUAGCGGCUCUGGCGCGCUGCCGUACACUCAGUCCGCAGGCUACAGCUUGCAGCAUCUAGGCGUCAAGCCCAAGAGCGCCUCGAAGCCCGCAGUUUCGGCGGCGACGGCGGCGACCGCCGCCGCCUCCGACCGUGAGCGCUACCCGAUGUCCUCCGUCGUGCUCAAAUGCCCGCACUGCAAUUGCCGUACAGGGUUGUGGAACUUUGCCGGUCUGCGUCCGGUGCCGACGGGCAGGCUGACGCCGUCGCAGCAGGCCGCAGGCGUAGCGGCGCUGCUCAGCCCCCGUGCCGGCGGCGCGAGCAGCGGCGGCGGGGCUAUCAGCGCCGUAGCCGCCUCCGGCGGCAUCGGCGGCGGCGCCGAUCCACUUAGCAUGACCAUAGCGGGUGGGCAGUACGGCUUGCACGGCGCUGCUGCGCGAACCCCCGGGCCCUCUUCCUCAACGGCCUUUCGCUUCGGGUCCUCCAGCGCGAGCGAGCCUGUCUUCGGAAUUGUAGCCCUGGACGCAGAAGCACAACAGCAGAAACGCAACGGCGGCAGUAGCAGGAGUGGCGGCGGUUUCGGCAGCCCCCUCUGUGGAACGACGCCGCUUGCAGCAUCAAAAACAUCCGCUGCCGUCGCCGUGACGGGCCGCAAGCGAAAAGCCGAGGAGCAGGUCACCCCUGAGCCCAUGGCCGUAGACCCGCCGCGGCCACAGACCCCUGCUGCAGCCACCCCUGGGGGCAGUGGUGUUUCCUGCGGUGACGGGCUGACGGAGCCGAAGCGGCUGCGGCUGGAGAGGUACGGCAACAGCAGCGGCGGCGGCGUAGCGUCGCCGCUGCCGGCUGCUGCCGACACCCAGUUGCGUGAGCUGGACCCCGUGGGCCAGCACAGGAGCUGGUGUCCGUGGAUAUACACAGGUACACGCGAUGCUCCUCAUGUGAGUGGCUGGCAGCACAUGUUGCGGGUCCUGUCCUCUCAGCAACAACAACAGCAACAAGUGCAGCUAGAGCAGCAACUAGUGUCAGUCGCGGGUGCGGCGCCCGCUCAGAGCGGCGUCGGGGAGGCGGCCCCUUCCACCGCCACUUCCGCAGCGGCAGCGAGCACCAGCACUCCAACGAUGGCGAUGGCGGCAGACGCCCGCAAGCUCAAGGACAGCGCCCUGGCUGCCAUUCGUUCGCUGUAG
This is a messenger RNA of Volvox carteri f. nagariensis, 2043 nucleotides long. RefSeq lists its product as uncharacterized. Gene Ontology annotation, cellular component: nucleus. NCBI's taxonomy places the organism in Eukaryota, Viridiplantae, Chlorophyta, Chlorophyceae, Chlamydomonadales, Volvocaceae. The transcript is spliced from 3 exons. The record is from RefSeq and is a predicted model, not a curated record. Gene Ontology annotation, molecular function: zinc ion binding. The coding region runs from base 1 to 2043 and encodes 680 amino acids.